Platichthys flesus (European flounder) is the source of this 9407-nucleotide messenger RNA. RefSeq names its product phospholipase C like 1 (gene plcl1). Gene Ontology annotation, biological process: lipid metabolic process; intracellular signal transduction. NCBI's taxonomy places the organism in Eukaryota, Metazoa, Chordata, Actinopteri, Pleuronectiformes, Pleuronectidae. Bases 708 to 4202 code for a protein of 1164 amino acids. Gene Ontology annotation, molecular function: phosphatidylinositol-4,5-bisphosphate phospholipase C activity. The transcript has 12 exons. The record is from RefSeq and is a predicted model, not a curated record.
UGUCAGUCCUCUUCCAGGUCCUCGUCAAAGUCUCGUGUUGUUGCUCUGAACCUCAGCGGAGGCUCCGGAGUCCAGAUCGAGUCCCGCGCGCCCGAGGAGCCACCGGAUCCGCUCCCUCACGCGCAGCCACCGGCCUCCUGCACCCGGACAGCGACGUGUGACCGGGGGAGACGCGGAAGGAGAGGAAUCCACCUGGAGCUGCAGCCGCACGCGGGAGAGUCUCCCAGCGCCUCACCCCCAGUCCCAUCAUCCGCUGCUACUGGUGCUGCUGGUGCUGCUGGAGCGGGAUUAUCCACAAAUCCUGCCCGCCUCCAACGCGAGCCACACGGGGAACGCUGGAGACUUGUUGCGCGUAAUUCGGCGGAACGCGCCAGCUCAUCCAAGUGGUUCCUGGCCGUGCGUGCGAUGUUUUGAUCUGAGACGUGUCCGCGGUGCCAGAAGGGACCGAGAGCAACUGGGACUCUCAGCCUGAAACCAGCUCCUGUCCGCGCCCAGUGAGGAUGAGAACAUCCGACCACAGCCAACCAAACCCGGGUGAUUAGUGUCCCUCCGAGCCGCUGCCGCACGGAGCCAGUUCCUCCGGUCGAUGGCACCGACUCUCAGCCAAGUCAAACUUUAUCAGACCCCACUUCAUUAGAGUCUCUUCCUCUUCAUCCUCAUCAUCCUCCCUCUUCUUCCUCCUCGUCGAGCCGCUUCUCCUCAUCGACAUGUCUGAGAGAGACGGGCACGGGGACGCGCUGUGCGGGGACGCAGCUCCGGACUUCAUCCCGCCGAGGGCGUCCCGCGGCCGGCGGAGCGGAGUGGUCCUCCCCGGAGGCGGCGGCCAGGACACUGACACCAUCCUCCUGGAGUCCGUGAGGACGGCCCCGCGCCGGAGCAGCAUCAUCAAGGAUCCCUCGGUGCAGAAAGUGGGCGGCGGCAGGAAGAAGACGGUGUCCUUCAGCAGCAUGCCCUCUGAGAAGAAGGUGAGCAGUGCGGCCGACUGCCUGGCCUUCAUGCAGGGCGGCUGUGAGCUGAAGAAGAUCCGGCCCAACUCCAGGCUCUACUGCCGGUUCUACACCCUGGACCCGGACCUGAGCUGCCUGCGCUGGGAGCCGUCGAAGAAGGACGGGGAGCGGGCCCGGCUGGACGUGUGCAGCGUCCGGGAGGUCCGCACCGGGAAGAGCACCGAGACCUUCCUCCACAACGGGCCCCUGUGUGAGCAGCUGGCCGAGGAGGCAGCCUUCUCCAUCAUACAUGGAGACGACUACCAGUCUCUGGACCUGGUUGCACUGUCUGCUGAUGUGGCCAACAUCUGGGUGACGGGCCUGCGCUACCUGCUGGCCCACCCGUCUGUGAUCGGCGGGGCCGGGGGAGGUGGGGGAGGAGGCCUGGGGGAAGGAGGGGUGGUGGCGGUCGACGGAAGCCUGGGCAGCAAGAUGAGGAGCGAGUGGCUGGCGGCGGAGUUCGGCCAGGUGGACGAAGACGGCUACGGCAUCGUGUCGGAGGACGUCGCGGUCGCCACCAUCUGCAAACUGUGUCCCGGCAUCAGGGAGGCGAAGGUGCGUCUGCGUUUCAAAGAGAUCCAGCGCAGCAAAGAGAAGCUGACCUCCCAUGUGACCCGGGAGGAGUUCGAGGAGGCCUUCUGCGAGCUCUGCACCCGGCCCGACGUCUACUUCCUCCUGGUGCAGCUGUCCAAGGACCGCGAGUGUCUGGACCCCCAGGACCUGCGUCUCUUCCUGGAGACGGAGCAGGGUUUGUCCCUGGCCACGGCCGAGGGCUGCUGGGAGCUGCUGAGGCGCCACGAGCCGUCGGCGCAGGGCCGGGAGCGGGGGCUGAUGGGUCUGGACGGGUUCGCUCGCUACCUGCAGUCGCCCGAGUGUCAGCUGCUGGACCCGGAGCACCUGGGGGUGUGUCAGGACAUGAACCUGCCGCUGUCCCACUACUACGUCAGCACCUCGUACCGCUCGUACCUGCUGGAGGACCAGGUCCACGGCAGAGCCGACCUCGGAGGCCUGAUCAAGUCCCUGCAGUCUGGUUGUCGGUGCCUGGAGCUGGGAGUGACCGACGGCCCAGAGGGGGAGCCCCUGCUGGGGGUGGACUACGGGCCAGAAGUCCCCCGCCACCAUCACCACCACCACCACCACCAUCACCACCAUGCUCCUGUGACCAUCCGCUCUGCUCUGGAGGUGGUGAACAAGUACGCCUUCCUGACCUCCCAGUACCCGCUCCUGGUGUACCUGUGCCAGCGCUGCUCCCCGGCCCAGCAGCGCACGAUGGCCCAGCACCUGAAGAAGGUGUUCGGCUCCCGUCUCUUCACGCCGGAGGCCCUGCCCGUCUGCCUGGGGGGGCGAGCCACCACCCUGCCCUCCCCCGAGCAGCUGAAGGGCCGCAUCCUGCUGGUGGGGAAGAAGCUGCCUCCGGAGCAGCAGGGGUCAGACGGCGAGGUCUCUGAGGAGGAUGAGGAGAUAGGAGGAGGAGGGCCGUUGGCAGGGCGGCGAAUGACCAUCCCCGGUGAGGAGGAACUGGGCGUGGUCCUGGUGGUGCCUCCGCCCUCUCAACCCCGGAAGCUGCGUCUCCACAAAGAGCUGUCAGACCUGGUGGUCAUCGGUCGGACCGGCAGCCGCAGCUUCUACGCCCAGAGGGGGAGUCACAAGCACGCUCAGCAGCUGUCCCCCCCCAGCAGCCCCUCCUCCCCCGGCACGCCGCUGCCCCCCGAGCCGCCUUACUGGACCCUGUGCUCCCUGGGGGAGGGAGAGGGCGGGCGGCUGACCAGCGAGAGCCCCGAGGACCUGGUCAUGUUCACAAAGCGCACUUUAACCCGGGUGCGGCCCAGCUCAGUGCGCCUGGACUCCAGCAACCCCAACCCACAGGGGUACUGGAAGGGAGGGGUCCAGCUCGUGGCCUUGAACCAGCAGACCCCCGGCGCCAUGCUGGACCUCCACCGAGGCCGCUUCUCGCAGAACGGGGGGUGUGGCUACGUGCUGCGUCCGGCGGUGAUGAGGGACGAGGUGUCGUACUUCAGCGCCCACACUCAGGGGUGUGUCCCGGGGGUUCCUCCUCAGACGCUCCGCAUCAAGGUCAUCAGCGCCCACAACCUGCCCAAGCCUCAGGGGUCGGGGGCGAAGGGAGAGGUCAUCGACCCCUACGUGGUCCUGGAGCUGCACGGCGUCCCGGCCGACUGCGCCGAGCAGCGGACUCGAACCGCCGCUCAGAACCAGGACGACCCGCUGUUCGAUGAGACCUUCGAGUUCCAGGUCAACAUGCCGGAGCUGGCCUUGCUGCGCUUCGUGGUUUUGGACGACGACUACAUCGGAGACGACUUCAUCGGCCAGUACAGCGUGGCCUUCGAGUGCCUUCAGCCUGGCUACCGCAACGUGCCCCUGCUGGGCCUGGUGGGAGACCCCCUGCCCCACACCAGCCUGUUUGUCCACGUGGCCGUCACCAACCGGCGAGGCGGCGGCAAGGCCCAGCGCCGGGGCCUGUCGGUGAGGAGGGUGGGCCGGCGGGGGAGGGACCACGUCACGCUGAGGCACACCAGCAUCAAGGUGGUGGACGAGACCUUCAAGACGGCCGGCGGCGCCCUGAAGGAGGCGGCGGAGCUGAGGGACGACGCUCAGAGCACAACGGCCAGUUUCAAGGAGCAGUGUGGGCUCCCCACGGUGGCCAAGCUCAAGCAGUGCAUCCAGAGCCUGGCCACCAGGCUGCAGAGCCCCGAGGGGCCCUUGGGGGCCACCAUGGUGCUGAGGGAAGGCUACCCCUGUCUGGAGCCGCUGGCCAACCUGUCGGAGCCGACACGCAAACUGCUCAGCGCCUACGACACGAUGAUCGCUGCUCAGAAGCAGCUGAUCGAGAACGCAGACGCCGUCCAGGAGAGGAUCGCCCAGGUGCAGAGAGAAGGCAUGGACUUCCACGAGGACCUGUCCCGGCUCGGGGAGAAGGACGGACUGAAGGGACGGAAGCUGUGCAAAGCUGUGGAGAGCUUCACCUGGAACAUCACUGUCCUGAAGGGUCAGAGCGAUCUGUUACGAGGAGCCAAGGUGGAUUCCCUGGACGCUCUGCGGCAGCUGGCUCUGGCCUGUGAAGCCUGCGGACUCACCUCCUCCUCCUCCUCCUCCUCCUCCUCCGCCAACUCCUCGUCCUUCUCCGCUGCCGAGCUGCACUACUCCUCCCACUCGCUGUCGGGCCGCCGCAGCAGCACGCACGGAAACGGACGCAUUUGACCCGGCUGGCUGCCCCCGGGUCCAGCACGCUGCCAAAGACGGAGAGAGAGAGUAAAUACAGAGGAUGUGAGAGAGACAGAGAACAGCAGGGCGGAGGAGGUGGAGGCCCCAGAGGAGGAAUCUCUGUCCCCAGUGUGUAGACUUGCCUAGAACAGUUUAUCUGUUAAAGCCUUAACGUGAGUUCAUCCAUUUAUCACUGACGCUCCCGCCCGAGGAGAAGCUUCUCCUGAAUGUCCUGAAUCAGAGGUGGAGAAGCAGACGUGGCUCCUCCACCCUCCGACGGCUCCUGCUCCACUUUCUGAGAGACCCGUAGAAAUCAUAGACACCUGGAUAGUGACCAUGGCGCUGUGGUAGAGCGGGUGUUUACAGACCUGAUGGUGUUUUAGACGUAGAGAAUGUGGAGCUGACGGAUUGAGAUCCAGCCUCAGCAGAUCAGUCCUGGGGGAACCUCUGUGUGGGGCCAUUACAGAACGGGUUGAAUUGAGGGAUAGAAGUAAAGAUGAAGAUUUGUAGUAUAAUAAUACUUUCAAAAGUUUUUUAUUUUGAGAUGUAACUGCAGUCGAUGCAACUGAACUUUAGACGAAGCUUCAUGUAAAGAAAAUGUCCUUCUACAGCUAAAGUGAUAAAGAAGAAGCUUUAAACUAACGUGAGCUUAACGUGAUUGACUCUGCUCAAGAUGAUUGACAGUUAUUAACAGCAACUGGAUUGGCUGGACACGCCUCCUGGUCUCCAAACACUUUGUCUGUUACUGAAAAAAACAAAAAACAUCCUAAAUACCAACAGUUAUAAAUGAGAUCUGAGAGUUUGCAGACGUAAAGUCAAAUUAAUCAAGUUAUUUGUCUGAUUUUUCUAAUUAAUUCCGUCUCUUCUCUUGGUAAAUAUUUCAUUUUCAUAACUAAAAACUGAGCUCCUGAGCCGUUUUCUGUCUGAGGCCGGUUGCUCUGAUACAGAUGAAUUGUGUAGUGUGUUGACUAAGCAGUGGACACACACACAGACACACACACAGGUCACUGGUCUCUCCCCUCUGUUCACACUGGUCGAGGGCCCGGCUGUAACGUGAGGAGGUGUAGUGGAUCCGACCUGUACGGUAACUGGAGAAGUCCUUGUGUGUUUACUGUAGUACUACAUGUGUGUAUGUGUAGAAGUACAUGUGGGGAUCACACAACCUCCUCGUCCACGUGUGGGUCUGUGUGUGUUUGUGUGUACAAGCCACAGAUUCCCCGCAGCGUUGAUGAAGUUUAAGAUGUAGCAAUAAUAAUAGUUGUGAGUUAUGAAACGUUGUGUUUAACUCAUGAAUGAUUGAAAACAACACAACUAACUGGUGUCAGCAGGUGCUACUGGUCUCGUGGUUGUGCGUACCUGUCGGUGACGUUGGCGUUCCUCGAAGCCUUUUGAGUGUAACUGUGUUUCUCUUAGAACAAACACCUGGUUCUCGUUCUCUUAACCGAGCUUUUGUACGUUCUCUUGUUUCUUGUGAUGCUGCGUUUGAACCAAACUUGACUCAAGUGAUGCUAACACACAGGACUAAGCUAACGGGACUAGCUAGACCUCCUUCAAUGCUGUCCCACGUCCAUGUCCUCACCUCUCCAGUGAUUUCCAUGCCUCAGUUCUUUAGAGUCAAUGUCUCGGAAAAGCUAAAUUAUCUUUAAAAUAUAAGGUUUUGAAAUCAGAAAGAAACAUUUUGUGUUUUUGCGGGAUGAUAGAGCAGCCGAACAUGUAGAGGACACAAACUAAGACCAGGAGACUCCAGAGCUUUUUGGUGAAGAGGCCGACGCCGGUGUGGAUGAGCUGUAAACAAAACCACUCCACCCCUCGCAUGAAUGUUCCCCUCCAUUUCCUGUUGUUGUGAACGAGUCGGACCCGAACAAUCUCCUGCUGCGUUCUUCACAUGUGAAACUCAAACUGGAUCUGGAGCUUUCUGUGAGUUCAUGUCUGAAAACAGCUUCGAGCGUUUGAAGAAAGCAAAGUGCAGCAGCAGCGGAGGAGGAGGAGGAGAAGAAGAAGACGUGUUGAACGUUUAUCAGAGACGUGGUCGAGACACUGAGGUCUAACUGAAGGGCUUAUUCAGAACUGUUCUGAGGGACUAACCCAUCUUCUCAUCCGGUGUUCUGUUGCCUUCACUCAUCCGUGUGCUCCUCCAUCUCCUCCUGUAAAACCAUUAACCUCCGUCAUGCCUCCACCGCUCUGCAUCCUGUGGUUCCUGCUGCUCCUCCCGAGGCUCCAGGUGGGGAGCGACUGAGCCGACGCACUGAGUCACUCACAGCCAGAGGAGGAAGUUGACCUGAUAACAUUUCCAGGCCAGCGAUUCCCUGUGUGUGUGUGUGAGAGAGAGAGAGAGAUAAAAAGAGAGAGAGAGAGAGAGAAAGACUGAGACACUUCUAAAAGUAGAAGACAUUGUGGAGAGAGCAAAGGUUGAAGGGUGACAGAGGAAGAGGAGGAGGAGGAGGAAGGGGCUGUUGUUGGAUUAACGUUAGGUUGCAUGGCUGCACACCUGCAGAGCCUCAUAAUUGGCCGUGAGCAACAGACAGAGCGACAGCACCUGCUGUGUUGCUCUAUUAAUAUCACCGUGACUCACUGGAGGCUUCGGGAUGUGUGUGUGUGCCGUGUGCUCGUGUCUGUCAUGAUACCGCGGUGCCCUGGUUCCUGGCCCGUGAUGCAAACUGGCUCUCCUGCUUUCACAGUCACGGCCAAACGACCACGCCACGUUUCCUCCUGAACGCACUGAGGCCGAGCGGCACUGAGGCAGAGCGGCACUGAGGUGGAGGAUCAGGAUUUGUGAGGAUCAUAAGAAGCUUCCUCUCUCAGGUCUGUUUACCUGCAGGUGCAUUAAUGAUGCAUCAGCUCCAGUAAAACAAACCACAGUAUUAGGUUCCUGUGUUCCGGUUUACACGUCUCCUGACAUGAACAUAGAUCUGGGUCAAAGAGCAGGAUUCACUUCACCUCAGGACAUGUAGGUCACAGGGUUUGGUGGUGAUGGUGGACAGUGGGGGGGCUCAGGUGUCAGUAAUUAGCUCCUUUCUAGUUAAGUUAAAGCUCAUUAGAAACAGUGGCACUUUGCUUUUCCCAUCAAGAUCCCUGAACUCUUCCCUGAGCUGAAGUGGAAAUGUCUCCAAACGCCCGAGGACGUUAGAGACAGAGAAAGAAAAGAAUCCUGGAUCUGCCCUUUGUCAGAAUCUUUAGAAGAGACAGAAACAUAACGUCCUUGGUGUUGGUAAUAAUUCAUAAGGCGUUAACUUUAGACUGAAAAUACAUUCUAUAUUAUAUUUACAGUCUAUAAUAACAAAGAGGAUCUGUAGACAGUGAUGCAAGUGGACGUUUGUCAGGAAGCUGCUGGAUCGGAGCUGGAGGAUCCAAACAGGACCUCACCUGUGUGUCCUCCAUGAUUUAACACAGACUCACCCUUGUGUUCGAACUGUUUGGAUGGAGUGUCUCUUUGCAUCUUCCAGGCAGCUGCUGGUCCCAGUUCAGGUCAGCUGCUGGUCCCAGUGCAUGUCAGCACAGCGUUGAAUCAUCUCACUGAGACUCGCCCGAGGUCUGAAUCUGUUUCAGUCGACUUCCUGUUGGGUUUGGUUCCUGCUCAGGAAGUUAGGAUAUCAUAUUGUUCUGAUGCAGAUGACGACUCAGCCGGAAGAACAACUGCAUUUCAAUUGAGUCCCUGUUUUCAUUUGUGUUAUUGAACAAAGAUAAUAAAAGUUUUUUAAUAAACAAAACAAACAUGAUGUUCAGGGGGAUGGAUUUCAGGUCCUUUGUGUUUGAAGAGAUGGAAAUUUGAAGUAAUCUUGCAGAAACUAAAGUAUGAUCCUUUAAAAGUGUGUUUCAGGAACAACGCUCUUCAUCCUCUCACACUCUUCAUCCUCUCACACUCUGCUCUUCAUUCUCUCACACUCUGCUCUUCAUCCUCUCACACUCUUCAUCCUCUCACACUCUGCUCUUCAUCCUCUCACAAUCUGCUCUUCAUCCUCUCACACUCUGCUCUUCAUCCUCUCACACGCUUCAUCCUCUCACACUCUGCUCUUCAUCCUCUCACACUCUUCAUCCUCUCACACUCUGCUCUUCAUCUUCUCACAAUCUUCAUCCUCUCACACUCUGCUCUUCAUCUUCUCACAAUCUUCAUCCUCUCACACUCUUCAUCCUCUCACACUCUGCUCUUCAUCCUCUCACACUCUUCAUCCUCUCACACUCUGCACUUCAUCCUCUCACACUCUUCAUCCUCUCACACUCUGCUCUUCAUCUUCUCACAAUCUUCAUCCUCUCACACUCUUCAUCCUCUCACACUCUGCUCUUCAUCCUCUCAAACUCUUCAUCCUCUCACACUCUGCUCUUCAUUCUCUCACACUCUGCUCUUCAUCCUCUCACACUCUUCAUCCUCUCACACUCUGCUCUUCAUCCUCUCACACUCUUCAUCCUCUCACACUCUGCACUUCAUCCUCUCACACUCUUCAUCCUCUCACACUCUGCUCUUCAUCCUCUCACCCUCGUCCUCCUCUCGUCUCUGCACUUUGCUUCCUUCCAGACACUCUACCCCACCACGAGUUCCUUUGCAGUAUUGAAAAUCGAGUGUUUACCUCUGUCACCAGCGUGAUGUUCAGUAUCUGUCGCACCCUGAGCCCUGACACCUGGACCCCGGUCGAGGCUCGGCUCCGUCUCCCACUCGGUUUGGAGCUGGUGGGGUGAGGGUGGGGUGGGGUGGCGGGGGCGGAUGCCUGUGAGCAGGGUGCUGCGUUCAGGGUGCGUCGUGUCAAACCCACACGUCUUAACCUGGAGCUUCACCUCUCCGUGCUCCUCAGUGUGUGAUGCUGCUUCUCAGAUCAAAUCGUGAUAGACGUUUGAAUAAUCGGAGAGUUGUGUAAUACUUGCCAUCGUGAUGUGGACACAGUUGUAUCUUGGCGGUGUGUAACUUAGGUUGUGUAUUAACGUGGCAUCUGCAGUGUGCGUGUUGGCUUGUGACUCCAGCGCUGACCUUUAACCCCGUGUUGGUUCCUCCACUGUAUGUUUUUGUAAAAGAGAAAAGAGAAGAAGAAAAAAAACUCCAGAUGAAGUAAAAUAUUUAUUGAAGUGUGUUUUAAAAGAAAAACAUAAAUAAACAUAAUGAAUUAAUAGACCUCGCUUUUAUUUUGAAAAGCUACUGUGUUUUCUAUCUUACAAGUAAUCAAAUAUAACAAGAGUCUGUAUCCCAGAAUAAAUAAAGUUCUCUUUUCCUGACCA